AUGCAAAAAGAAGAUAAUGGUAUUGAUUCCUUUUCCUCUUCGGUGUCGUUCUGCCUCAGCUUCAACAGCUACGCCUCUGCUAAACUAGCUGAUAUAGCCUCCAAGGUUGGCCAAGAGGAACAACGAAACGACGACGGCGACGAUGAUUUCGAGUUUGUUUCUAUCAAAAACGAUCCCGACGCCUUUCAAUUCUCCUUCGACGGUCAGAUCCCUCAGGGUUUUCCGGUGUUUAAUCAGGAUCUUCUAUUAGAUAAUGAUCAAAAUGAUGAUGAUGAUCAGAAGAUUCGGCUACCGUUGAAGAAUCUGUUCAUCGAGGGAGAUCCGCCGUCGUCUUCGUCGUCAGAUGCCGACGAACUCGAGGGUUUACCAGAGGAAACGUACUGCGUUUGGGUACCAAACAAAAACAACUCACUUGAAUCAUGCCCUUCUCCUAACAGAUGCCAAAAGAGCAACUCGACCGGUUCAUCGUCAUCGUCGGCAGCGGCAAGAUCAUCAAAACGUUGGUUCAAGUUUCGCGAUUUGCUUAAACGAAGCAACAGCGACGGCGGAAAAGACCCGUACGCUUUUCUCAAUAAACCAAAAACAAAUCCUCCUCCUCCUCCUGUUUCUGUUUCUAAAGCGAAAGAGAGCAUGAGUGAGGUCAAAGCCACCGUUAAAACGAAACCCGUGUCGGCACACGAAGCAUUUUAUGUGAAAAACAGAGCCAUCAAACAGGGCGACAAGAAGAAAUCAUAUUUGCCAUACAGACAAGACUUACUGGGAUUUUUCGCCAGUAAUGUUAACAGCAUGGGCAAAAGUUUUCCACCAUUUUGA
Molecule: messenger RNA, 813 nt
Organism: Mangifera indica (mango)
Lineage: Eukaryota; Viridiplantae; Streptophyta; Magnoliopsida; Sapindales; Anacardiaceae
Exons: 1
Coding region: 1-813 (270 amino acids)
Source: RefSeq, a predicted model, not a curated record